This is a messenger RNA of Actinia tenebrosa (Australian red waratah sea anemone), 1377 nucleotides long. RefSeq lists its product as uncharacterized. Lineage: Eukaryota; Metazoa; Cnidaria; Anthozoa; Actiniaria; Actiniidae. The record is from RefSeq and is a predicted model, not a curated record.
AAACUUUGUUAGGCUAGCUAGUAUCGCGAAGAGCAUAAGAAGACUAUUCUAAAUUAUCUCGAGAAAGAAAAUCAGAGGUAGAACACGUUUUGCGGUUUUAUCAGCCUAAAAACCUCAAGACCACUUUAUGGUUGGAGUAAGACUGAAAAUCCUAGUGUUACAAGGUAAAGAGAAUGAUUUAAAUCGCAGAAUUUAAUGAUGCUGACGUUGAUUCCUGUCACGAUUUUGGUUGUUGUGUUACCCUUCUCUGUCACGCAAGCCUCUACGCACAAUGGUGGUGACGGGAUUACCUAUCGACUGAAUGUCGUUCAAGAUGUCUGUCUGGAGCGAGGGAGUACUAACUUCAAUUAUCUUCAGUAUCUGUUGGUUGGCCGUCACCCACAGUACCCCAAGAAACGUUCACUGGUCCAAUUUGAAAAUCUACCUUUAGAAUGUCCUGUGCACAAAAUUCGUUGGGCCAAGAUGUACCUUUAUUUCGCAUACUCUCACAAAGCCAGUGGGCAUACUGUUAUCCAGACUCCCUACAUCUCCCGUCCAAUUCAAGUCCACCUGGUCAAGAAAGCGUGGGCCGAAAGCCAAGCCACGAGUGUGAGGCGUUUGAAUGGCAUAAAUUGGUCUCAACCAUACCUUGAUUUGAAUAACAAUGAUGCCGAGGCUACACCACAGGACUGCGCGACCACCAUCUACUCCUUCCGCCCAAGCGGCUUUGUCGAGUUUGACGUCACUAGGGCUGUACGUAGCUGGCGUAAAGGUACGCCUAACCAUGGCAUGUUGCUCUGGGCAACGGAUGAAAAUUUAGCGGGAAGAGAUCUGCGUUUUGCUAGCAACGCCCAUCCUGAUUCCAAGAAACAUGCAUUUAUUAAUGUCAUGUGUGAGUACUAAAAUUCAGUCAACGGAUUACGAACGUUUUCCGAACCCGUUCCGAGUUGUUGUUUUUAAGAAUGUUUUCAUUAGUAAAAAGCUAGCCUAAAAAAUUAUCAUUCUUGAACACGUAAACAAGAAACAGUGCAUAGUCCCCUUCACAGUUCCCUGCGCCAUUUUGAAAGGUAGCCGUGCCUUUGCAUCGAAGCGAGACGAACGGUGAGCUUGCAACGAUAGAGACAUGUGAAUAAUUGUCCAAGGCGUUAAAAAGAGGUCAAUAACUUUGCAAGCUCACCGUUCGUCUCGCUUCGAUGCAAAGGCUCGGCUACCUUCAUAACUUCAUAACUAGCACUCGUAUAAGCUGUGGACAGUUUAAAUUCUUUUAGAUUACUUAAAUGGAUUCACUAAAAAGACACCGAGAAUACUGAAUUUUUGAUAAGGAUGCAUGUAAGAUUCAGUCAGUUACUGAUCUACGAUUACAAUCAUAAACUGAAAUAAAUAAUAACAUAACCAGCA